Messenger RNA from Linum tenue, 4267 nucleotides. The record is from the annotation of a GenBank genome assembly. NCBI's taxonomy places the organism in Eukaryota, Viridiplantae, Streptophyta, Magnoliopsida, Malpighiales, Linaceae.
CGCUUUUCUCUCUAAAAAAGUAGAGAGAGAGAGAGAGUGACUGAGAUAACAAAAAGAAUUCUCAGUUUCGCCUCCAUUCGCCACAAACACUGCAGAAAAGAAAUGAAAACAAUCCAUUUUCUAUUUUUUAUAUAAAUAUAUAAUCUUCCUCCCUCUCGUCUCGCCUUCUUCUUCUUCUUCUUCCAGAAGAAAGAAGCAAAAAUGGCGUCUGGAAGCAGAGGAACUUCAGCUCCAUCAGCAGGAGCUGCUGCUAACCACCGUUACCACCACAGCAACCAGAAUUACGACCAGCAGCCGCCGCAGUCAUCGGGAACAAGCAACUUGAGGCCGCCGCCGCCGCCGCCUCAGGCGUCUUCGGCGGCGGCGGAGUCAGUGAGCAAGGCGAUUGCGCAGUACACCGUGGACGCGCAGCUCCACGCUGUGUUCGAGAGGUCCGGCGAGUCAGGUAGGUCUUUCGACUACUCUCAAUCGGUGAGGACGACGAACCAGUCCGUCCCGGAGCAGCAAAUCACGGCGUACCUCUCCAAAAUCCAGCGCGGGGGCCACAUCCAGCCGUUCGGCUGCAUGAUCGCCGUCGACGAGGCUUCCUUCGCCGUAAUCGCCUACAGCGAGAACGCGCGCGACAUGCUCGGCUUAACUCCGCAAUCAGUCCCGUCCCUGGAGAAGCCCGAAAUUCUCUCGAUCGGCGCCGAUGUCCGCUCAAUCUUCGCUUCCUCGAGCUCAAUUCUGCUGGAGAAGGCGUUCGGGGCCAGAGAAAUCACGCUGCUAAACCCUCUCUGGAUCCACUCCAAGAACUCGGGAAAGCCGUUCUACGCGAUUCUCCAUCGAAUCGAUGUGGGAAUCGUGAUCGAUUUGGAGCCUGCGAGAACUGAAGAUCCGGCGCUUUCCAUCGCCGGUGCCGUACAAUCGCAGAAGCUAGCUGUUCGAGCGAUCUCCCAAUUGCAAUCUCUUCCCGGAGGCGAUAUCAAGCUCUUGUGCGAUACUGUGGUUGAGUGCGUUCGGGAUCUCACAGGUUACGACAGAGUCAUGGUCUACAAGUUCCACGAGGAUGAGCAUGGAGAAGUAGUGGCGGAGAACAAAAGAGCCGAUUUGGAGCCUUACAUCGGUUUGCACUACCCUGCCACUGAUAUCCCUCAAGCUUCCCGAUUCUUGUUCAGGCAGAAUAGGGUUAGGAUGAUAGUCGAUUGUCAUGCUUCCCCAGUCCAUGUGUUUCAGGAUGAAGGGCUGAUGCAGCCAUUGUGCUUGGUUGGUUCAACUCUCCGAGCUCCACAUGGUUGCCAUGCUCAGUACAUGGCAAACAUGGGUUCCAUUGCUUCGUUAGCCAUGGCUGUGAUCAUCAAUAGUAGUGAUGAAGAUGGCGGAGGGAGGAACGCAAUGAAACUCUGGGGAUUGGUGGUCUGUCACCACACUUCAGCUAGGUGCAUACCUUUUCCACUUCGUUAUGCUUGCGAGUUUCUUAUGCAAGCUUUUGGUCUUCAAUUGAACAUGGAGAUGCAGUUGGCUUCUCAAUUAUCAGAGAAACGUGUUUUGAAGACUCAAACUCUUCUUUGUGACAUGCUGUUGAGAGAUUCCCCGUCCGGGAUUGUUACUCAGAGUCCUAGUAUUAUGGAUUUGGUGAAGUGUGAUGGAGCAGCAUUGUAUUACCAAGGGAAGUACUACCCACUUGGUGUGACUCCAACUGAAGCGCAGAUUAAGGACAUUGUAGAGUGGUUGCUGGCAUUCCAUGGUGAUUCAACUGGUUUAAGUACUGACAGUUUGGAUGAUGCUGGAUACACUGGUGCAGCUUCACUUGGCAAUGCAGUUUGUGGAAUGGCAGUUGCUUAUAUUACAAAGAAAGACUUUUUGUUCUGGUUCAGGUCACAUACAGCUAAAGAGAUCAAAUGGGGUGGUGCAAAACAUCACCCACAGGAUAAAGAUGACGGCCAAAGAAUGCAUCCACGUUCUUCAUUCAAGGCCUUUCUUGAAGUAGUGAAGAGUCGUAGCUUGCCAUGGGAAAAUGCAGAGAUGGAUGCGAUACACUCUUUGCAGCUAAUUCUUCGUGACUCAUUUAAGGAUGCUGAAGUUGCAGCGAAUUCUAAAUCUGUUGUACCUUCACAACAUGGGGAUAUGGAGUUGCAAGGAGUGGAUGAACUGAGCUCGGUGGCAAGAGAAAUGGUGAGGCUUAUAGAGACUGCAACAGCUCCAAUAUUUGCGGUAGACGUGGAUGGGAGAAUAAAUGGCUGGAAUGCAAAAGUUGCUGAAUUGACAGGGCUUUCGGUUGAGGAAGCUAUGGGGAAAUCUUUGGUUCAUGACCUUGUUUAUCAGGAAUAUGCAGAAACCGUUGAUAAGCUUGUUCAUGAUGCUUUAAAAGGUGAAGAAGAUAAAGAUGUGGAGAUAAAAUUAAAGAGGUUUGGCUCUCAACAUGAGAAAACGCCCAUCUUUGUGAUGGUGAACGCUUGUUCUAGCAGGGAUUACAUGAAUAACAUAGUUGGAGUUUGCUUUGUGGGUCAAGAUGUCACUGGUCAAAAAGUGGUAAUGGAUAAGUUCAUUCACAUACAAGGUGAUUACAAGGCCGUAGUUCACAGUCCAAACCCUUUGAUCCCUCCCAUAUUUGCUUCAGAUGAGAAUGCAUAUUGCCUGGAGUGGAAUACCGCCAUGGAAAAGCUCACAGGUUAUGCCCGAGGUGAAAUCGUAGGGAAGAUGCUGGUUGGAGAAGUGUUUGGCGGCUGCUGCCGCCUCAAGGGUCCAGAUGCUUUAACCAAGUUCAUGAUACUUCUUCACAAUGCGAUUGGAGGGCAAGACACGGAUAAAUUCCCAUUUGCAUUUUUUGACAAGAAUGGGAAAUAUGUUCAAGCUCUUCUGACAGCAAACAAGAGAUCAAAUGUUGAGGGCCAGAUUAUCGGGGCCUUCUGCUUCUUGCAAAUAGCUAGUCCUGAAUUGCAGCAAGCUCUGAAAGUUCAGAGGGAGCAGGAGAAGAGAUAUUUUGCGAGGAUGAAAGAGUUGGCUUAUAUAUGUCAGGAGAUAAAGAACCCUUUGAGUGGUAUACGAUUCACUAACUCGCUCUUGGAAUCUACCGAGCUGAGUGAAGAUCAGAAGCAGUUUAUUGAGACCAGUACGGCAUGUGAGAGGCAGAUCUUGAAGAUUGUACGAGAUGUUGAUCUUGAGAACAUCGAAAACGGAACAUUUGAUUUCGAGAGGACCGAGUUCCUUCUCGGGAGUGUCAUAAACGCUGUCGUUAGCCAAGUGAUGUUGCUGCUGAGGGAAAGGAACCUGCAACUGAUACGUGAUAUUCCAGAGGAAGUAAAAUCUCUGGCCGUUUGUGGUGAUCAACCCAGAAUCCAACAGGUGUUAGCUGACUUCUUGUUGAAUAUGGUGAGGUAUGCUUCUUCUUCAGCAGGCUACGUCGAGAUCCACGUUCGUCCAUCUCUGAAGCAAACCGUGGAAGGUCUCACCCAUGUCCGUACCGAGUUCAGGAUGGCUUGCCCUGGUGAAGGACUUCCCCCAGAAGUAGUUCAAGAUAUGUUUCACAGCAGCAACUGGGCAACUCAAGAAGGCCUGGGGCUCAGCAUGUGCAGGAAGAUACUGAAGCUCAUGAAUGGUGAAGUCCAGUACAUUAGAGAGUCAGAAAGGUCUUACUUCCUGGUCAUCCUCGAGCUUCCCAUGGCGCGAAAUGGCGCCAGUACUGCCGGUAACUAAGAAUUUGCUUUCCUCCGCACUCCAUUUGUUUUUCCUUCCUUCCUUCAUAAAUGGGUACAAGGCAGUUUCUCAAAUUACAGAACCAGGCCUGUACUGUAAAUUACUUGGGAGCUUAAGAUUAGUAUAGAGCCUGUUCAGAAGACAAAAGGCCAUGCUGAUCAGCUGUCGUUUUGUGUUCAUGGAAAAGAAAAGGCUUAACAAAUAGAUGGUAUGGAAGACUUGGGGUCUUGAUUAACAGAACCUUUCCAAUUAUUAUAAGAAUGCUCAUUCAUGGAAGUUUGGAUCGGACUCCAGAAAUUUGCAGUUUUUUUUCCUCCUCCUGUUGUAAGUUAAUUAGGUAAGCAAAACAUGUAUGUACAUUGUACCAUAUGUUUAUACUUGCCUAAUAUUAGUGUAACAUAUUUUGUUCUGUUGAGAAGUGCUGUCUAUUGCUUACAAAAAAGGAGGGGGAAAAAGGAGAGUGUUAUCUAUGGUUCUACUUUGGUCUCUCCUCUACCACUCUCUUUCAACGUUUUAGAAACUCUAUCGUACAGGUUGGUUGGACCUGAAAUUUUGGAUAUCAGGUCCAAAACUGUAGGCAGUUUUAGCGGUA